This is a messenger RNA of Penicillium waksmanii, 2667 nucleotides long. RefSeq names its product mitogen-activated protein kinase kinase kinase kinase STE20 (gene pakA). The record is from RefSeq and is a predicted model, not a curated record. NCBI's taxonomy places the organism in Eukaryota, Fungi, Ascomycota, Eurotiomycetes, Eurotiales, Aspergillaceae. The transcript is spliced from 7 exons. Gene Ontology annotation, cellular component: cytoplasm. Gene Ontology annotation, biological process: protein phosphorylation; regulation of MAPK cascade; intracellular signal transduction. Gene Ontology annotation, molecular function: ATP binding; protein serine/threonine kinase activity. The coding region runs from base 1 to 2667 and encodes 888 amino acids.
AUGACAGACCCGCUUCUAUUCUUGUCCCGCUCAUCGCUCGACGGUCGGGACACACGCAUACACACCCUCUCUGAUAAACUCUGGCCGUUGGACGGGUCCCCGCGUCAUCGCCCCAGUCGACCACCCAGCCACCGUCUCCUUUUCCGCUCCGCUCUCCACGUGCUAAUUGGACAGCUUCGAUUUUACCGAUUUGAUUUGACCCUUCUCCUCUCCUCUUCAGACUUAGACUUCAACUUCCAUCUCCAACCACUACCUAAUUUUCACCACCAUUCUCUGGGGAACCGCAAUCCUUCUCGUCCUGUUGUCUUCAGUUCGCGCAUUCUUCGAAGUCAUCAGAGCGCUACCUCUCUCAAACGUCAUCCCUCCGCCCCCGUCUACCCCCGUUCUUCCCCUAGCGAUAGUCGCGAGCACGUUCGCUCGCGAUCCAACGCUUCAGCCGCCUUUGGCUCUUCAUCCUCCUCGCUCGAUCACAGUGGCGGUCCGUCCCCUAUCCAGGACGAGGGGUCUUACUUCUCCGGCUACAGUUCCUCCCGCUCCCGCACUCGCUCGAAUCGCUUCUCUUACGAUCAACAAAGUUCGGAUGAAUUAAACGCCCCCUUCGAGACGCGGGGCAUGCUCAGUGCGUUGGAUGAGAACAGCGCCGAGACCGAUAUUCAUACUCAGCAACUUCCGCCCUCGCUCUCGCAUCAUACGAGUCCCGAUCCACGCGGUCGCCAACCUCUUCGACAGUCAGCCAGCUUCACCACUCUCCCGAACCGAAUGGAUCCCUUCGCUCACCGCGAAACCGAACGACCUCCUCAUUCUAAGCGCUACUCCGACGAGGGCACUAUCACCAAUGGUCCGCCAGGCCCAACGCCCACGGCGGCCAAGAGACAGAGCAAGAAGGCGAGCUUCUCUAGCUUCGUGAACAGCAUGUUGGGCUCCCCUCGCAAUAUCAAGAUUUCCGCCCCGGAGAACCCUGUUCAUGUCACUCACGUCGGUUACGAUAACCAAACUGGUCAAUUCACCGGUCUUCCCAAGGAGUGGCAGCGCUUACUCCAGGAAAACGGAAUAUCCAAGAAGGAACAGGAAGAGCACCCGCAAACAAUGAUGGAUAUCAUGCGAUUCUACGAGAAGAAUACUCGUGAAGAUGACGAUGAAGUCUGGCACAAGUUCGACAACGCACACGGCGGAAACACCAGCAGCGGUAAUAGUAACAACGCCAAUAACAACAACGGUCGCAGUACCUCGCCUCCCGGAAGUCCGCGUUUCCCUCAGAAUCACGAAUGGAGUUUUGAGAACCCACGAGCCCCUCCUCCAAUUCCUCGCGGCGCCCCAGCAAAUCCAUCACAGCAAGUGCCGCAAGUGCCAACUAUGUCACCGCCGUUGGGUGGUCUGGUGCCACAUCGUGCCCCUCCCAAGCCACCAACCAAUAUGACGCCUGCCCGUCCGCCGCCACAACCCCCCCAGCCAAUUCAUUCGGUUUCUCCCCAGCUCAGUCGCUCAAGCUCUCGUAAUGGCGGUCCUCCAACCAAAGCACCGGGUAUCGUCUCCAACCCGACCCAGUACCAGCAACAACAGGAGCAGGUUAUGGCAGCUGCAAAACAGGCCAUUGCAUCAAAACAACUGGAUCGCAGUACCAGCCAACGCCAGCAAGCACAACAACCCCCGGCGCUUGCGACUAAUAUUGGUCCUUCCACCGGAGAUCCUGCAUCGGCGGGCGCAUCGCCAUCGACGCGCGCACCUCCGGCUGCCAGGCCCCGCCAACGCCAGCGCCAGAGUAAUAUCAUGGAUGUCCGAGCACGUCUGUUACAAAUCUGCCAUCCGGGCGACCCUACCCUGAUAUAUCAUACUCUCAACAAGAUUGGUCAAGGUGCAUCUGGUGGGGUGUUCACGGCUUACGAGACCGGAACAAAUAAUUGCGUUGCUAUCAAGCAGAUGAAUCUCGAUCUCCAGCCCAAGAAGGACCUAAUUAUCAACGAGAUUAUUGUCAUGAAAGACAGCAAACACAAGAACAUUGUCAAUUUCUUGGAGAGUUAUCUCAACGGAAUUGACCUCUGGGUAGUUAUGGAAUACAUGGAAGGUGGCAGUCUCACGGAUGUGGUGACUUUCAACAUCAUGAGUGAAGGCCAAAUCGCGGCUGUCUGCCGAGAGACACUGAAUGGAUUGCAACACCUCCACUCGAAGGGUGUUAUUCACCGAGAUAUCAAGUCCGAUAACAUUCUGCUAUCCAUGGAGGGUAACAUCAAGCUGACCGAUUUUGGCUUCUGUGCGCAAAUUAAUGAUUCGCACAAUAAGCGCAACACAAUGGUCGGCACUCCAUACUGGAUGGCACCGGAGGUUGUCACCCGUAAGGAGUAUGGACGCAAGGUCGACAUCUGGAGUUUGGGUAUUAUGGCCAUCGAGAUGAUUGAGGGAGAGCCGCCAUAUCUGACUGAGUCGCCCCUGCGGGCUCUCUACCUGAUUGCUACAAACGGCACACCCACAAUCAAGGAUGAAAAUAAUCUUUCCCACAUCUUCCGUGACUUCUUGCAUUUGGCCCUCAAGGUCGACCCGGAGAAGCGAGCUUCAGCUCAUGACCUACUGAAGCAUCCGUUCAUGUCUCUAUGCUCGCCUCUCACCCACCUUGCGCCCCUUGUGAAGGCUGCGAGAAUCAGCCGUGCCCAAGAAAAGGCGCAGAAGGGCUGA